Molecule: messenger RNA, 2712 nt
Organism: Lytechinus pictus (painted urchin)
Lineage: Eukaryota; Metazoa; Echinodermata; Echinoidea; Temnopleuroida; Toxopneustidae
Exons: 5
Coding region: 133-789 (218 amino acids)
Biological process (GO): signal transduction
Molecular function (GO): protein binding
Source: RefSeq, a predicted model, not a curated record
CUUCUACGUAGGAAUGAUUUCAAAUAAGACUAGUGUACGUUCUAAAUCUAUAUUUGAUAAACAGCGUAUUUUUGUGACCGCGUUGUAAUUCAAACUUAGGAUAACAUGUCAAGGCAAAAUUAAUCAAGCAAUAUGACGGAGCCCUUAACGGAUAAAAAACUAAACGAAAUAGCAGAGGCUGUGGCUGUCGAUAAAAAUUUACUGAAGUUCGGGUUGAAUCUGGGAAUCAAGGAGUCCAAGGUCAGGAUGCACAUCAGUACAAAUAAACGAAAUGACAGCUUUGAAGGAACCAGCUCCAUGCUCUCUGAUUGGAAAAGAGAUACACCGAAAGCGAAGCAAAUACCUGAUCUCAUCAAGGCUCUGACCGACUCUGGAUUUGCGGAAUUAGUUGAUGAAUUCUUCUCAACUGGAGGGGUCGCAACCGAUGGGGUAAAUGCAGGAAGCCCUUCUACUGCAGCUUCAUUUACUGACAAUGCACACCUAAUGACGCCUGCAGUUGGAAUAAAAGAUGACGAUAUUCUGGUUGAAGUUGCAAACAUGACAAUGCAAGAUAAAGAUAUAGACGACCUCGGGAGAGCUCUGGAGAUUGGCGUGCAUGAUAUAGUCGCUGCUCAGACGGGAAACAGACAUGGUAUUACGUCUGAUGGGUCCCGUGAUUUGAUGAGAAGAUGGUACCGAGGACAAAGGGAAUCAGAGUGGAUGAGGAAGUUGAUAGAAGCCCUGACCAAAGCAAAGCGGGAAGAUAUACUAAGAACUUGUUUCCCCAAUAUAGAUCUCCUGAGAGACUAGUCACUGUUAGUGAGAUCAUCAGGCCAGCCAGUCUCCCCCCUCACGGAAGAUAUAUAGUCAGCUGUGUGAAAAAAAUAGGAUUCGACAACAACUACACACGGAACAUAUUAGACGUUCACAUGACUCGACGACUGCUUUCAAGGAAGUGUUACAGGAACGGAAAGACAUGAGGUGGAUACAUUAUAAAUCCUAAUAAAGGUCUAAAGAACUCACACCUCGGUCGAAGCGUCGCAGUGUAGCGGUUCUUACUCUUGCCCUGUAAUCAGGUCAUGUGUUUGAAUCUCAAGCGAAUUUGACACUUAAAGUUGACUCAUAUCUGCAUACACGAACUAACUCUUUGUGUAAUAUUUCUUUAAGAAUAAAGACCCCGCAAUAAUACUUGCAUAUCUUUCUCACCUCCUUUCCCCCUUUUUUCAUUCAUUCUUUUUGUUCAGAGUUAUCCAAGGAGUAUAAUCAGAAUGGAAAUAAAUCAUUUGUUUUCCAAGAUUUCUUAGCAAGUAAAGGAAGGGAAUGUGUUUAAUGACUCUGAUAUUGCAUUGAAAACCAUUGAAAUUGGGGUGGGUAAUAUCAAUUAGAUAUCUAAUAUUUUUGAGAAGCUGUAUUCUUUGGUCUCGUUCUGUAUUAAAUUGCGUUUCUUUGUGCAUGUAAAAAAAAUAUGAAUCAGUAGUUAAUACUUAAUGAAUAUAAGUAGAAUUUAUAAUUUGUAAUUAUUUUUCAUUUUUAAGUAGUUUUAACUUGUCUUUUAAUUUACUUGAUUUAUUUGGGUUCAAUAUACAUUUAAGAAAAUUCACGUAUUGCUGGUUAGCUUUGAUUGAGUAAAUCUAACUCAAUUAGGCUUAAAUGAUUAUUACUUAUAAAUUCUUGUUGAAUGUACUUAUAUUUUUCAAUUAACGUCUUAUUUAAAUAAUGCAUGAAUAUUCAUUAGACAUGUUAGAGCAAGUAAAUGUUUGAUUUUGUUUAAUAACUGUCAUAUCUAUCUGUGUUUGAAUUUUUUUCGGAUAAGGGUGUGCUAACUAUUUUAUUCUUUUCUUGAAUCAAAGAAAGAGCAACAUUAAAUAGUCAUUUAGCAGGAAAUUUCAGAUGUCAUUUUAGGUUUUCGGAAAAUGAUGAUAUUGUUCUCACUGUUUUAUCUGUAAGAAUGAAACGAUCGCGUAUAAAUAUCAGUGUAAGUACCUAUGUAUGUAACAGGUAAGUGAAAGUGCACAAAGUCUAAUAUUUGGAUAAAAGAUGUCUAAGAUGAAAAUGAUGCCACUAAAGUAAAAGUGGGACGAUAGGGGAGUGGACUUUCGAAUAACGAAAGUCUACUCCCCCAUUUGAUUUUUCAAACAUUUUAGUGAUUGUUUUACUAAAUUGAAUUAAGUUAUUGUAACUUAAUUUUCUUGAGUGAAAUGGAUGCAAGGAAAAUAGGUAAAGUUUACUUAAAACUGCCAAACUCAUAAUACUUAAAAAAUUAAGGCAAUCUGUUGAAACAAUUUUAUUGAGUAAUUUCAAGUAAUUUUUUUUAACAGUUUCUUGCUAUCUACCCCCUUUUUCUUUCUUGCAAGUUGUAAAGUUUUUCAGAUUCAAGAUUAAAAUAUGAUACGACAUAAUCCAAAGAAGAACGUAGUAUUAUUGGCACACGUUGAAUACUGAUAACUAAAACAACAUGCGAACGGUAAAAAGGUGGAAGAUUAAUUAAUGAAAGGGGGGGGGGGGUGGGAAUGCAACCUAUAGGUUGAGGGUGAGGUAUGAGAGAGAGGUGGAAUGGGAAACAAAAACGUUUCAAUGUCAGAUAAGAGUUUUAAUAAUUGAGAAUUUUCAUGCACUACAAAAUACUUAUAGUUGUCUACCACAGCCACUGGUAAUUCCCGUCCAAAACAGUCUGUUAAUGGAUGGUGCGUUCAUAGCCUAGCUCGAGACAGAAUAAACUACACAAAGACCGUC